This is a messenger RNA of Callorhinchus milii (elephant shark), 6135 nucleotides long. RefSeq names its product BCL9 transcription coactivator (gene bcl9). The transcript has 13 exons. Gene Ontology annotation, cellular component: beta-catenin-TCF complex. Lineage: Eukaryota; Metazoa; Chordata; Chondrichthyes; Chimaeriformes; Callorhinchidae. Gene Ontology annotation, molecular function: beta-catenin binding; transcription coactivator activity. Gene Ontology annotation, biological process: positive regulation of transcription by RNA polymerase II; canonical Wnt signaling pathway. Bases 458 to 5251 code for a protein of 1597 amino acids. The record is from RefSeq and is a predicted model, not a curated record.
UUUGAUGUUGUCCUGGUGUCUUGAUGCUCAGGGGUCCAGAGAUUGCAGGAAAGUCUUUGUGUUCACUUUUCUCAGCAGCAACGAACCCGAAGUAAUCGUCACACAACACAAGAUUAUCGAGAUAAAACUGUAAAGAAGAUGUGGCAGUAGAAAGCUUGCCAGCGUGCGGAGCGUGGGCAUCAAAAGGCUGUGAUCAUUUGAAGGAACGCCUGACCCUGCAGUGAAACAUUGGGAUUUGAGGAGUGCUAUAAUCUGUGGCAAUCAAAAUCCAGGAGAUUUAAAAAUUGGAAGUCAGCUGUAUUGUGCCAGAGUUACCUUGGAGGUUCGAUGCAAAGUUGCUACAUUUGAGUCUUGGGGCAACGCAGUACAGAAAUCCAGUCCAUCUUCAGUAAAGACCACAGGCAGCCCCCAGUAUGAUGGCUGUGUCGUGACAUACAAGGAGAAGUGUGCCCUGGAGAUGCGAGAGUUCCUUCAGCGAGAGCAGGCACACAUACAGAGAAUGCUGGAAGUGCAGGAAGAGCGAACCCACUUCAACAAGAAAGAACGAGCAAAAAAGGAGAAGGACGAAAGAAAGGACAGUGAGAGCAAAACAUUUACAAGUUCUCAGAAAGUUCCCAAAGCUCAGAAAGCUCUGAGUCCGCAUAAGCACUUAAACUCCUCCUCAUCUGCUGCAGCCUCUGUUCCUCCACCAAUGCAUUCAAACAAUCCGAAGGUGAGGAACUCGCCAUCUGGAAAUGCACAAAGCCCAAAAGCCAAGCAGGAGGCUACUGUACGGUCACCUUCCGUGAUGUCUCCCUCUAGCACGUCUCAGCUAGACACCAAAAUUCCCAAUCCAGGGAAGCAGGGUAAUAACAGUCAAUCACAGGCCUCUCCCUGUGAUUCAAAGCUCCUGAGCGGAAACCAUGGCCCGAAAACUUCCCAAGGUUCAGGAGGGACCCUAAGCCUGAAAAAUGGCCAAGGAUUGGGGACAAGCAGUGCGAUAAAAGGGAAGGGCAAGAGAGAAAGAAGCACUUCUGCUGACUCCUAUGAACAAAGGGAUGCUGGCACACCCAACAAUGAGUCAGAAAACAAAGAUGGAGGAAGCAGAAGCAAGCGUCUGUGUGUAGCAGAAAGACGUCAGCCAUACAGUGGGGCUGAAUGGUGCUCAGGGACUGAGAGUGAUGAAGAGGAAUCAGCCUUCUUCAACUGUAACUCUACAGACAGUGUGAAGUCCCAGGAACAGCUGCCACCGCACUCCCUUCCUUCUUCCAAUACAGGAAUCAGCAGGUCUUCCACACCCUCCCACAAUUCUGCUGGCGGACAAAACCUGAUGCCAGAAGCCAGCACCGCUCAAAAGACCACUUCCAAGGUUAUAUAUGUCUUCUCUACAGAAAUGGCCAACAAAGCUGCUGAAGCUGUCUUGAAGGGACAAGCAGAGUCGAUUCUUGCCUUCCAUAUGCAGAACAUUUCCAACACAAAGACAGAAAAAGGCAGUCCACUACUGCAAAACAACCAAGUACCGGCUCAUCGAAUUUCUUCACAAAACCUUCAGCAAUCAUCUCCAUCACAGCAGAAGCAAGAGCAAAACCAUCAACAGGCAUCAAAGAUGCAGCAGAACCAAUCCCAGCAAGGUCAAGGAUCCAAACAAGUUGGUCAGGAGAAUGCAGGCAUAGACAAUAAAGUACAUUCUGACGGUAGUCCCCAAAGCUCUGCUGCAUUAUCUGUUGAUGAUGCGUGUAGAAGCUCUGCACCUACAAACCAAUCAUCGACCCCAGUAACGCAAAAUGCUUAUCCAGCAGCUAGCAGUGCAACAGCUGAAACAAAGAGCGAGUCAAAAGGUGCAACACAACCACCAACUGUAGAUGGCAUCCUGAAUAUGGGAGAAAAUGCAGAGGGUCUGUCUCAGGAACAAUUGGAGCACAGAGAGCGUUCACUGCAGACACUGCGCGACAUUCAAAGAAUGCUGUUUCCUGAAAAUGACAGUUCAGCCGGUCCAAAUAGUUGCCCCCAACAGAACCCUGGGUCCCUGGAUGCCUCUUCUAAAAAGCCUGAAGGACCUCUGCAGGCAAUGAUUUCACAGUCGCAAAGUAUAGGUAAGCCACCUGGUUCUCGGCCAGAUGUUCAACCAUUUGGGCCACCAGGUCAUCGAGAUCUGCCUUUCCCACCUGAUGAAAUGGGGGCCCCGCAGAAUGUUAUGAACUCACAGCCAGGACAAGAGCACAUGGAGCACAUGACGCCAGAGCAGCUUGCGUGGUUAAAGCUACAGCAGGAGUUUUAUGAGGAGAAACGGAGAAAACAAGAGCAGGCUGUGCAGCACAGAACUGUUCAGGAUAUAAUGAUGCAUCAGCAUGGUCCAAGAGGUAUGAUUAGAGGGCCACCACCACCUUAUCAAAUGAACCCAGGAGAGGGAUGGGGACCUGGAGGGCCAGAACCUUUUGAAGGAAUGAACCCUCCCAAUUCUAUGCAUCCGAGAGGCAUGGCACCCCAUCCAGGGGUUCCAGGAAACCCGAUGCAGAGAAUGCCUGGCUUUACAGCAAUGUUGAAUCCAGAUAUGGACACUCCUGGUGGUCCAAAUCCAGUUCCAAGACCUGGUAUUCCAGGUGUUAACUGGCCAGAUGAUAUGCCAAAAAUGCCAGAUGGUAGAAAUUUUCCACAUGGACAAGGCCUCUUCUGUGGGCCAGGCCGAGGAGAGAGAUUCCCAAACCCUCAGAACAUGCAAGACGAACUCUUCCAGCAUCAGUUAGCUGAGAAACAGCUAAGAAUGUCUCCUGGAAUGGGGAUGGAGAAUGUUAGGUCAGGGAUGGACAUGAACAGAAUGUUUCAGUCACAGAGGCAUUUGGACCCUGCAAAUGGUAAUAUUUUUCCAAGAUUACAGGCAGAAGGCAUUCCUAGUCCCACCAGAAUGGAAUUCUCGGGUCCCAAAGGAAUGCCGCUGCAACCAGGGCCUGGCAGGGACUUGGAAAUGGGGAUGGGACCUGCUAGCAUGAACAUGAAUAUGAACGUCAACAUGAACUUGAAUGUGAGCAUGAGCUCAAACUCUCAGGCAGCAUCGCAGAAACAAGGGCCUGUGGUGAGCCACCCUCACAAUAUGAGUCCAGAUGAAGUUAUGAAGAUGAGGCAAUCAAACAAUGCAGAAAUAAUGUCUAAACAACAGAAAAUGUUGCCCUCGCAGUUCAGUGAUCAACCACCAGACUUCAUAGUGUCACGAUCUUUCCCUGGCAUGCCUCAGGGUCCAGGAGCAAUGAGAAAUCCAAGGGAUCAAUUUGUGUCUGAACAAAGGACUAAUGCAGGAGGCAAUUCUAGGCUCAGUCACAUGCCACCUCUACCUCCAAAUCCGUCCAAUAAUCCGAGCUCUCUCAAUGCAAUACCCCCUGUUCAGCGCAAUCUUGGCCGUAAACCAUCAGACUUGAAUGUUUCCAGUCAGGUGAACUCUCCAGGGAUGAAUCCAUUAAAGUCGCCAACAAUUAGGCAGGUGCAGUCCCCAAUGGUCGGUUCACCCUCAACUAAUCUCAAGUCUCCACAAACACCGUCUCAGCUCGCUGGCAUGUUAUCCGGUCAGGCCUCUGCAGUAUCCAUCAAAUCUCCCCCAAUCCUUGGGUCUGCAGCUGCUUCCCCUGUCCACCUCAAAUCACCAUCUCUCCCAGCUCCAUCUCCUGGAUGGACAUCGUCCCCCAAACCUCCACUACAAAGUCCAGGCAUCCAGCAGAACAACAAGCUCUCUCUUAGUUUAACAUCACCUGGAUUAAUGGGGACUAUGGAAUCAGGCCCAAGGGCAAGGGAUCUAGAAAUGAGGGCUGACGAGGGAGAGGGGGUUGAACCAGUUGGAGCAUUACAUAUGAGACCAAAUGAUAACGUGGACAGAAGGUCGGAAGAACUAAAAGAAUAUAAAGGUGUUCCUGCUUCAGUGCAAUCGAGUUCUAUGAAUCUAUCCUCAAGUCUUCCAUCCAGCAGUCCUUAUUCGGUGCCCCCUGAACCAAGCCUUUCCCAGAAUCCCUUAUCCAUCAUGAUGUCCCGGAUGUCGAAAUUUGCUAUGCCCAGUUCCACACCACUCUACCAUGAUGCAAUCAAGACUGUUGCCAGCUCAGACGAUGACUCGCCACCUGUACGGUCACCAAAUCUUCAGUCCAUCAAUCACAUCCCAGGUGUUGUCCAUCCAAACCAAAUUCGAAUAUCAGGCCCCAAUUCAGCUGGACAGAUUCCAUCUUUAAGUCCAAUGGGAAUGAAUGUUCUUGGGGGACAACCUCUUUCUCAUAACCUGCCCAACCAUAUGUCUUCUCCAAAUCCAAUGGGACCUAACAUUCCACCACAUGGCCAUUUGGGGCCCAGCAUGAUAUCACAUGGCCCCAUGAUGCCGCACAGUACCCAAGACCCUUCACUGAACAAUCCACAGAUGAUGCACCAAGGACGCAUGGGUUUUCCUCCUGGGCAGCAAGUGUUCCCAAAUGUGCAGUCACCACCACAUGGUCCAGGCCCACAAGGCGGUUUCCCACCUGGAAUGGUUUUUCAUGGGGAAGGAGGACCAAUUGGCCGUCCUGGCAAUCUUACUCAACCUUCUCCAGACCAAGGCCUUUGUAAACCGGUGCCACCAGGUAUCCCAGACUCUUUCACUGCUAUGGGAAAUAGUAUGCCUUCAGUGUACAAUGACCCGGACUUGCAGGAUGUCAUUCGUCCCAGUGCGUCUGGAAUUCCUGAGUUUGACCUCUCCCGGAUCAUUCCAUCGGAGAAGCCGAGCCAGACACUGCAGUAUUUUCCCCGUGGUGAUGCUCAGGUUCGCAAGCAGCUGCAAGUUCCAAAUCCUGGUUUUUCACACAUGCAAGGAUUGAUGGGAGAACCGAAUCCAGGCAGAAUGGGACUACCGAUGUCCAAUGUGGCAGGACACAAUGUAAUAGUGCAAGAAAUGGCCAUGAACAAUCCUGGCUCCAUGCAGGGUCACAAUCCUAUGAGGCCACCUGGUUUUAUGCACCAAGGCAUGAUGGGGCCUCAGCACCGAAUUAUGUCUCCACCACAAGGUGUUAUGCCAGCACAGGCCAACAUGAUGAACAACCCGAAUGCAGUUAUGAUUCAAGGGAAGGAAAGGGUUCCUGGAAAUCUAUACAGCCAUCCAGGCCCUGUAGGGUCUCCUCAGCAUAGCAUGAUGAUGUCUCUACAAGGUAUGGUUGGGCCUCAGCAGAAUAUGAUGAUGCCACCCCAAAUGAGGCCUAGAGGUAUGGCUGCUGAUUUAGGCAUGGGAUUCAAUCAAGGACCUGGCAACCCGGGGAAUAUGAUGUUUUAGCUGCUAGGAUGGGACACUUGCAAACAGGCAAAUUUGAAUUGGAAGAGUUGUCCUGGCUCUGACACAUACAGAGAUGUUUGAAAAACACUGGGAUUUCUGUGCAUGUGCAAAGCCAAACUGUUACUUGUUUAUACAAAAAAAAGUUGAGCAUUAAGCUUGAGAAGUCCAGAAUGUAUGAAAUUCUUCAGAAUGGAAUUUGCAUUGCUAGGUCAGUGGUUUUUAGGUUUUUAUUCAUUUUUAGUGAACCUGGGUAGCAUAUUUAGCUCCCACUUCUGAAAGCUGCAACCGUAUUAUAUGGAUCGCAGUUGAUUGCAAGUUGCACCUAACCGUUUAUGUUUACUUCAUGGACUAUUCCUUCAGAACUUUUUUCUCAUUGUGUACUGUACUACAUUGUAAAAGGGAUUUCAACUGUGACUUCGUGUUUGAGGGAGGUGAGCACCAUGAUUCACAAAGCAUCAGUACUGUUUGCGUGGGUUUACGUGUUCAUGUUUGUUAGACACUAUUUUCGUUUUGUUUUUUUGCGACUCUGGUAUAUAUUAAACCAAAUUACAACCUCUCUGACAGAAAAGUAUUAACAAAAAAAGCACAAAAAGGCAAUUAUUGAGUCAAGUAAGAAUUUUCAAUGCUCUUUACAUUGGAUGAGCAACAAUGGACUGUGGAAAUUUCUAAAAGGCAUUUGUCCUUUGGUACCUCUGCGACUCUCCUACAUUGGGAUGGAAGUAGACAAAUGAUGCACCUCAUUUUAAAGCAUUGUCCCGCGUUGACAGUGGGAUAUUGGAUUAUGUUCCUGUUUCAUGUUGUGGCACGAUAACAUGCAGUAGUAUCAUUUUUAUCCUUUGUUAUUGUUAUCAUUUAUAAUAAACCCCAAGUGACUUUUUUUGUGG